Molecule: messenger RNA, 2296 nt
Organism: Quercus lobata
Lineage: Eukaryota; Viridiplantae; Streptophyta; Magnoliopsida; Fagales; Fagaceae
Product: receptor like protein 21-like
Exons: 6
Coding region: 101-2296 (731 amino acids)
Molecular function (GO): protein binding
Source: RefSeq, a predicted model, not a curated record
AAAUAUUAAAGAGCACCCUUUUUCUAUUGCGUUCUAGGAUUUAACAAUUGGUUGUAUACCUUCUUCAGAAUGGAAUUCUUGGCCUAAAUUGAACAAGCUAAUGCACAUAGAUUUAAGUUGGAAUCUCUUGCAAAUGGACAUUUUAAGAUUUUUGGGUGCACUCCCAAAUCUUAAAUAUCUAGACCUAAGUUACAAUGAAAUGCAAGGGCCUCUUUCUAGCAAAGAACUGAGUAAUCUAAGAAAUUUGGAGGUACUCAUCGUGCGAGAGAAUCGACUCAAUGGAAGCCUACCAUUCAAGGAUAUGACAAAUUUCAGAAGUUUGGAGAUUUUAGAUAUGAGUGGUAAUAUGUUCACUGGAAUUCUUUCUCCAUAUGUUGGGACACUAUCUUCUCUCAACGCUAUAUCAUUAUCUCAAAAUAAACUCCAUGGGAAUUUACAUGCUAAAGAUUUGGGUAUGCUGAAGAAACUUGAAGAGUUAGAUCUUUCUGACAAUCACUUUGAAUGGAUCCUCCCUCCAUGCCUAAGUCGUUUGACAUCUCUUAGGUUAUUAGAUCUAUCUAAGAACCAAUUCAGUGGAAAUUUGUCUUCAUCUGUGAUAGCCAACUUGACAUCCCUUGAGUACAUUGAUCUUAGUUAUAAUAGUUUUGGGGGUUUAUUCUCAUUCAGUUCAUUUGCCAAUCACUCUAAGCUCAAAGUGAUUCGAUUUAAAGGUGAAAACUACCGGAUUGAAGACGGUAACAAAAUUGUGAGUGAAAGCAACACAUUUGAGAUUGAAACUGAAAAUCCCAGUUGGGAACCUUCGUUUCUGUUAAAGGUGCUAGUGCUGCCUAACUGUGAUCUGAAUAAGUUAUCCUCCAACAUUCCAAAGUUUCUCUUUUACCAGAAAGAACUGGAAUUGGUUGAUAUCUCUCACAAUAGGUUGAAGGGAAGCUUCCCUGUUGGGUUGAUUGAAAAUAAUACUAGAUUGCAAUUGCUAAAUCUUCGAGAUAAUUAUUUUGGGGGUCAAUUUCAUUUGCCAAUAGAUCACUGCAGUAAUCUUUCUUGGUUGGAUUUCUCUGACAAUAACUUUAAUGGCCAGCUGCAAGAAAAUAUUGGAAAGAUGAUUCCAAACUUACAAUAUCUAAAUAUAUCUCAAAAUCAUUUUGAAGGUUUUCUCCCAUCCACAAUUGGUGACAUGAGUAAUUUGGAAAAAUUGGACUUGUCCAAUAAUAAUUUUUCAGGAGAGGUGCCAAUGAAAUUGGUGGCCAAUUGCACCUCCUUGGUAGUUUUGAAGUUAUCUUAUAAUAAAUUUCAUGGUGAAAUUUUCUCAGAGGGAUUCCGAUUUUUUAACAAUAGCUUACGUAUUUUGGAAUUAAAAAACAAUCAGUUGACAGGUACUUUUCCAACUAUGGUACCAACAACUGGUAGUCACUUGGGGCUCCUUGAUAUUAGCAACAACGGCUUCUCAGGUUUAAUUCCCAGAUGGCUGGUAGGAAAUCUGCGAGAUAAUAAAUUUUAUGGUAGAAUCCCUAAUGGAGUGGGUGUGCUUCCAAAAUUAAGAAUAUUGUUGUUGAGUGGCAACAAUUUUAGUGGUGUGAUUCCAGACAAGCUGUGUUGGUUAAUGAAUAUUGCGAUAAUGGAUCUUUCCUGGAACAAUUUUUCUGGAACAAUACCGCAUUGCUUUCACGACCUAAAAUUUGAGAAGAUAGAUGCUUUUGAUGGCCUUACUGAACCAAAUUCCACUUUUUUGGAGUUCAGAGAUAUAAUUGUCCCAUAUCAAAGUAUCCUUAAGAGAAAUUUUGAAAAUUUUGAGGUAGAACGAGAGGUUGUUGCAGAAAUUGGGAUUGAGUUUGUAAUGAAAUAUAGAUCUUACUUCUACAAGGGUGGCAUUCUUGAUCUCAUGUCUGGAUUGGAUUUGUCAUUCAACAAACUAACAGGUAGCAUCCCUCCAGAGUUAGGACAACUAUCUCCAAUUCUUGCACUAAACUUGUCUUCCAAUCAGUUGACAGGUUCCAUACCAAGUACAUUCUCAAAAUUGACUCAGUUGGAGAGUUUGGACCUUUCUCACAACAAUUUGAAUGGAGAAAUUCCUUCAACAUUGAUUGAUUUGCACUUUCUAGAAGUUUUCAGUGUGGCUUACAACAACUUAUCAGGUAAAGUUCCAGACAUGAAAGGACAAUUUGGAACAUUUCAAAAUAGCAGUUACGAAGGAAAUCCAUUUCUUUGUGGACCGCCACUAGAGAAAAGUUGCGCCAGGGUUGAUAAAUCACCUCCAUCACCAAUAAAAUAUUCAAAUGCAAGUCACAGAAAAUGCUAA